Molecule: messenger RNA, 1455 nt
Organism: Lasiodiplodia theobromae
Lineage: Eukaryota; Fungi; Ascomycota; Dothideomycetes; Botryosphaeriales; Botryosphaeriaceae
Exons: 12
Coding region: 1-1455 (484 amino acids)
Source: RefSeq, a predicted model, not a curated record
AUGGGCGAACUCGUUCCGUACAUCGAUGGCAUGCAGAAGGGCCAAGGGUACAACACGUACCUUCAACAGCUUUGCGUCAAGAACGCAGUCACUGUCGAGGGUUCGGAUGGCCCAAGCAAUCCGUUCCGGGCAACGUACAAUUCCAAAUUUGUCGACGACUACGAGAAGCUUGCCCAAAGCCUCAAGAUCAGCGCCGGAGCAACUGUGAGUGGAUGGGGUCAGAGCGGCCAGGUCAAUGCCAGCUACCUGGACCGAAGCGAGUUUGAAAGCAGCACCCUGACGUACCAAGUCGAAGUUCUUGUCCAGCAUCAAGGCAGUGUAAGCGACAGGCACACAUUCAACAAGAUCGACACAGAAAAUCCAACCAAGAAAUAUGGCGACCGUUUCAUAUCAGACUUUAUCCGUGGGGGCCAGUUUCUCGCCCGGGUAUCCAUCACCGUCAAAAGUGCGUCUGAAACAGAAGAAAUCAAGCAAUCGGCUGAAGUGGCAUUCUCCAUGUACGGGGCGAACGGAAAGGUGACAGAGGAAGUCGAGACCGCCGUCUCCAGAAUCAAGAAGAACACCACGAUCAAAAUCACCAUCUACGAGUCAGGAGGCUCGUCAAAGGCUUCAGCUGCGGACUUCACUACAUCCGAGACAUCCGAUCUGCUUGCCGUGAAGCAGAAGGCUGACAAAUUCUUUGAUGAUGCGAGCGCAGGCGGGCAUGACUAUAUCCUCUUCGCUGUCCUCGGCAAAUACACAAACUUGUCCGACUUUGACAAUUAUUUUGCCCCGCUCGACUACUCGGAAGCAAACGAAAGGAGCUGGAGCCUAUCCGAUGACUUCACGAGAUACCAGGCUCUCAAGACCCUCAUCAAAUCUGUUCCUGAGAACAAAUACAAACAGGGCUCGAGCCAACAGUCAGAGCUACUGGACGGGGCAAUCAACAACGCGAAGAAGAUUCGGGACAAAGUUCUCACCAUCUCUGAUCAUCCCGAUGACGCUCGAACACCAUCUGACCAUGUGCGCCCGACCGAGUUUCAACUGCAAGUGCUGCGUGCAGUCAAGACAGUGACCUAUAUAGCGCAGAGCAGGCCCAAGGCCGACGACAACUGGACCGACAUUGUAAGCACGGAGGUGUUCCCAGAUGGGGACGAAAACUUUCGCUUCGAGGCGUUUGACUUCGACAGCCUCAUAGGAACGCAGGUCGUGUCGUUCGGCAAGAAAAAGGACGGCGACGCCUACACUUGCCUCAUUGGCACCCGCGCAUCGUCCCUCAACGGCUGGGAGGAGGAGAGCCGCUUGUGGGUGUUUUCGGAGAGAGUCGAUCACUACGCCGAUCAGAUUGUCGGUGUCUCCCGUUCCGCCGUCAAGGACUACUUCAGAGUCUAUGCCGCGGAUCAGUCGGACAUUGAUCGCCCGAGGAAGUAUCAGGUUUUUUACUUCUUCGUGCCAACUCCGGAUGCUACUUACUAA